Messenger RNA from Amphimedon queenslandica, 3544 nucleotides. Its product is annotated as DENN domain-containing protein 2A-like. Bases 183 to 3365 code for a protein of 1060 amino acids. NCBI's taxonomy places the organism in Eukaryota, Metazoa, Porifera, Demospongiae, Haplosclerida, Niphatidae. The record is from RefSeq and is a predicted model, not a curated record. The transcript has 27 exons.
CGCUCAUUCGCUCGACCUAAGUCAGCUGAAGAAAUUCCUCUUUACUUUUAUACUCUUUCUCUCUCCCUCUCUUUCUGCUGGCCCUGAUCUCUUUCUCUCUUAUUUGCAGGUACUUGCCUUCUCUCUCCGUCCACUUUUAAUGUACCCUCCGUUCAGAUAAGCUCUCAGUCUCAAAGCAAGCUAUGUCGUCAGUACCUUCUAAGUCUCGUCCUCCUAAGCCACCGAGAAUCAAGAAAGGUCCUUCGAUACCCAAUGGACACAUCGACAGUGACAAUCCUCAGGCUUCUCCUACUCUACCCUCGUCUACCAUUGUUCCAUCGUCACCCACCGUUGUGCCAUCAUCUGCUCCAUCAUCCACAGUCUCUCCUUAUAAACCUGAUGGUAAGCCGGGACGAGCAACUUCAUUACAAGCAGCUGCUACCAUAUCUAAAGCACUUCAAAAGAUAAAGAAAGUUGAAGAUGAGAAGGCACUCAAGCAGCAGCUGGAGGAACAGGACAGCACGGCUUUAUCAAGAACCUCUAGUGACAGCAGUAGAGAUGAUCCAUUUGUAGUUGGUGAUCAGGAUCUAUCAACAAGAUCACAUCAUAUUGAUUCCUUGACACAAGAUAAUGCAUCUCAACCUUCUCCGUCGCAAUCCCCACGAGUUCCCUCCAGUCCCAAACCAAUCCCGAUUAUUCCUAACAGAGGAGAAAGGAGAGAGAGAGGUCGAGGAGGAGAAGGUGAAAGUUCAUUUGACGGAGGAGCAUCUGUUCCUUUAUCUGUUGGUUGUAGUUCUAAGUCGCCUCUCUCUCCAAAGAAGGACAAGAGAAAGGAAGAGAAUGAGAGGAAAGGGAGUCUUAGUUCCUCCGGCAGUGUUGGUAAGAAACCUCUCCUCCCUCCAUCUUUAAAAGUAGCCCCUCCCCGCCCACCUUUACUGGCACGCCCACUGCUGUCAGCCCGGUCUCUUUCAACUAGUGAAGAUUCAAAACAGUCACAAGAUAGUCACGUGACUCCGCCUAAAGGAAGUGCAACUAGCAAUCCUGACGAAAGAAGUAAAUUUACAUUUUCUUCUACUGAAACAGCCGAUUCCUCGUUGCCUAGUAACAAUACUCAGACCACACCUACAAAAUUAACAAGUGGGGGUGUGGUCACUGACGAGACUAUGGAUAGAGGAGGCGAGUCAGCGUUUUUAGAAGAAACCGAUGGAUUGAAACUAGGUAACAAGAAAAAGCUGACACCCAUUACCACACCUCCUAAACCACUCCUCCCAUCCAAACCAGGUACCAAGCUGCACAAGGUCAAUAUUAAAGGUGAUGACUCAUGGAUUCAGCGUAAAACCAACCAAUCAGAGUCCCCGCCCAUGUCAAAGGUUUUGUCUGGAAGUAGUGAGAGGGUUUCCCCUUCUACUGAAAAGAAAGGACUCACAGCAUCUUUGUCAGUUCCAUACCGGAGCCAUGCCAUCAUUAGCCCAGGGACUAAGAGGCAGAGUACGACCGAGGCACUGCUGAAGGAUAAAUCAAAACCAGUGGUUGGACCCUCUGGGGAAUAUUACCCACCAGCUGUACGGUCAAUCACUCCGGAGCCAUUUAAAGGCAGCAGUGAUACUCGGAUCAAAGAAGAGGAGGAGGAGGAGGAAGAGGAGGAGAGAGAUAGUCUGAAGGGUAUUAAGAGGUUUGCUAAGUAUCGACGCUCAAAUAGUUUCAGUGGAGACGCUGACAAGAGACUCAGACCUGUCUCAAUGGUGGACCCUAACCAUUCAAAUAAGAAGUUGAUUGAUCAAAGAGGCACUCUACAGCAUCAGGGGAUGUCAGAGUCCACCAUAGUGACAUCAGAGCACCAGAACAAGAAGCUGUUAUCCAAAGCAGCUCGUGGCUCAAUAAAGAAGAAAGGAGUCUUUGGUUUAUUCAGAGGAGGAGGGAAACAGAAAGAAGAGCAGGCGGAAGAAGAGGCUGAAGUGGGUGGAGAUUCAAGCGAAGAUGAAACUGGCGGCACAAUAAAGAGAAUGCCAAAGGGAAAGGAAAGGGUUGAUGAACCAGCUUCUGAACAGGAAUAUCCUCAUCUCUUUCAGUAUGUGUUUGUAAUGGGACUGACUGAAGAUCCGUCCACUAAAAAACUCAAGACCCAAAUCACUUACCAGUAUCCGCCACCUUCUAGCGAGAUUGACAAAGAAGAUAAACCAAUUUUAGGUUCUCUUGGUCAGUUUUGUUUCCCUGAUCUCCAGCAGUGGAAACCAGUCGUCCAUUAUACCAGUGAGAGUUAUUCAUUCGUGCUGACUAACAUUGAUGCUUCAAGGAGAUACGGAUACUGUAGGAGACUGUUGCCUGAUGGCAAGUCGCCACGGUUACCCGAAGUCUAUUGCAUCAUCAGUCCUCUUGGCUGCUUUGAUCUUUACGCUAAGAUUCUGGACAUUGUGGAGCAGAGGAGAACUGUGUCUCAAGUGGCUGUGUUCACUUUCCUAAAGAGCAUCAGCGCUAAUCCAUUCCCAGCACCUGGCCAGUCUGUUUCAGUUAAAGUCAUACCAGCUAAAACUGGUGAUCUUGAAACCAUUAAGCUCAGGAGGCCCCCCGACUCAAGACUAGAGCAUGUUGACUUCUCCGUCCUAUACAAUGUCCUUGGACCGAAAAAACUCAUAAAUGUCUUUGCUUCUUUGCUGAUGGAGCGUAGGGUGAUACUGGCUGCUCAGAGACUGAGUACCCUCUCCUCUUGCUGCCACGCCCUCUUAGCCUUACUCUAUCCUUUUGAAUGGCAGCAUACUUUCAUUCCAGUGUUACCUGAUGAGCUGAUUGAUUUCUGUGGUUCACCUCUGCCCUGUAUAUUUGGUAUCAGUCCUUCAAUGGUUAAGAAACUGGAUCAUCUAGAAAUUGAAAUGGAAGAAGCUCUUGUUGUAGACUUGGAUAAGAGGAAAUUUGUCAGAAAGUUCGACGAUGAGUCCUCAAUCCUGCCUAACAAAGUGUCUCAGUUUCUCAUUCACAUGUUGGAUGCAGCUAUCAUUAAGAACGCUUACAGUAGACCAGAUAGAAAAGGCCAUGCAAGAGCUGACGAGAUCAUUGUCAAUGCCUUCAUGACCGUCUUUGCUUAUUUCUUUGGAGAGUAUAAGCAGUACAUGUCAGUGAAGGACACAAAAACUAGAAUGAGAGAACUUCAGAAGAAAGACUUUGUGAGCAGCUUUAAUUCAAAGUCAACAAAAAGGUUUUUAAAUGCUUUCAUGAUGACUCAGAUGUUUGACAAGUGGAUCGAAGAGCGGGAAGAUCCACGUAAAUCAGCAGCUGUAGCUGAGGGUUUGUUUGAAAUGAAACUAUCCGAGUUGUAUGAGAGAAAGCAAGAAAUUGAAAUUUUUAGUUCAAAGAGACGGCUUCCAUGGAAGAAGAAGUCCAGUAACACUUAGCUUGCACUAAUUAUUAUUAUUAUUAUUAUUAUUAUUAUUAUUGUUGUUGUUGUUGUUGUUGUUGUUGUUAUUAUUAUGCUGUGUAUAGAUAGAUGUCAUAUCAACAGUUAUUUUUGUUGUCGUGAGUGUUAUAAAACUUCAUUUUAUUGUCAUUCGUUUUGAAUCUUUUUUAUUGCAAA